Messenger RNA from Phaedon cochleariae (mustard beetle), 342 nucleotides. The record is from the annotation of a GenBank genome assembly. Lineage: Eukaryota; Metazoa; Arthropoda; Insecta; Coleoptera; Chrysomelidae.
AUGCAAUUAAUAUUGAAGGCUGAGUUGAUAGUUUUUCCAGAUUUCAUCGAGCUGAUCCUUUCCGACAAAGAAAAUCUCAGUAAAGGUAAGAAACAGAAGAAGAAGACGAACAGAGACAGCUUCGACAUAUCAGCGUUGAACGAACUGUUCAUGUGUACGCGGUGUACCAAAACAUACAGAUUGAGACAUUCGCUGACACGUCAUAUGAAAUUCGAAUGCGGGAAAGAACCCCAAUACGCAUGCGCAUUGUGCCCGAGAAAAUUCAAGCACAAGUACGAUCUCAAUGUCCACGAGAGAGGAAAACAUUCUCUGGUGAAACAGGAAGUUAUUCUAUUCAACUGA